Dicentrarchus labrax (European seabass) is the source of this 2385-nucleotide messenger RNA. It is a transcript of the gene ccdc17, whose product is annotated as coiled-coil domain containing 17. The coding region runs from base 233 to 2257 and encodes 674 amino acids. Lineage: Eukaryota; Metazoa; Chordata; Actinopteri; Moronidae. The record is from RefSeq and is a predicted model, not a curated record. The transcript is spliced from 15 exons.
AGCCAGUAACCCAUACAGUAGUUAAGGAACAAACCAAACGUGUUUUACAACCUUUAAAUGAACUGACCCUUCUGUUUCAUUUAGAGUAAGAAGUGGGGAGUUUGAGGUUUUUGUAUUCACAAAUCCUCUUUGCAACCUCUUUGUGUUAUUCCUAUUAAUCAAAUAUUUAACUAUACUUCAUUUUAGCUUCUUGCAAGCUUUAUUGGUUCUUGAUAAACAGCUCUGACACCAGAUGGAGAGGGAAUUGAUCUGUGGAGACUGUAACAUGGUGUUUCGCUCCACUGGGCUGCUUGAGAAACACAAAGCACUGUUCUGCAUUGGGAGUGAGGCAGGGCACCUUCGCGUGCAAAGACACAGCUCUGAGCUUCUUGUGAGAGACAGACCUAGAUGUGUGGACCCUAAACAGACGAGAACCCCUGACCUUGUUCAGCUGAGGGGUCAACGAAGGAACGUUACCAGGUGGACGAGCAUUGAUGCCAAAUCAAAGUCAGCAAGAGCGGAGGACAAACCAGCAACCAGUCAGACAGACAGCGCCGCUCUGCAAAAUCUCACAGAUGAGUUUCACAAGUUGAGGGUGUCCAUUGAAGAAAAUCUGCCAAACUGGUCAAAAAGGACCACAGAUACUGAGGUGGGCUCCAUGUUUCUUCUGUCAGCCUUUCGAUUGUUCUUGGCGAGUGGGCGUCAGCUGGGUCACAGCGAGAGACUGAAGGAGAUGAGGGAAAUGGCGACGCUCCAUGAGCGCCAACUGGCCCUAAUACAUGCUCACAACCAGCAGCUGGAACAGCAGAGAGACGAGCUGGCCCAUCAGGUAAGUGUGCUGUCUGAACAGAGCAACACAAGUCAUCUGGAGGGUCUGCUGAUGGAGCUCAGAGAGCAGGAGGAGAGAAACGAGGAGACGCUGCAGCAACUGGCUGAACAUCUCCAUCUAUUACAUGUGCGAGAGGUCUCUGUACCUGCUAAACAGCCAGAUCCACACAAGAAUAAAAAGAUGCAUCGUGACAGCUACGAGCUCAUUUCUUGUGCAGAUGGUCCUCUCUCUACCCAGAUAAAAGCUCUGCGGCAGGCAUACAUGCAGUCAGGUGGGUCAGAUCCAGCGAUUGUGGCACGAAUGAUCGACCUGCAGGCAGAAGCCCAAAGUCUGGAGAAGAACCAACCAGCGGCAGCCGGCAAGAAGGUGAAGCCUCCUCAGCGGGGUCCGAGCUGGGAGCUGCUGGCUGUGGAGCAUGAGAACCAGAGACUGGAGGAGGAGAUCCUCAGGCUCCAGCUGGCCAGGGAGGGACACCAUAACUAUGAAGCAGUGAGGACCGAGCUUGAGCUGAUUCAGAGGGAAAACCUCCUGCAGAUUGCCAGUUUGCAGGCACAGUUGGAGAGAAACAAAGAAGCUCCCAGGCCCAGGAGACAGCCUCCUCCUCCGCCUCCUCCUCCUCAUCAUCUACUCCCACUCCAGCCCAAGACUCACAUUCAUGCACCUCUUUCACUGCUCCAGGCCAGAUCAUUCUCCUCUCCACUGGGAAGAUGCAUGUUGGACUCCCUGGACUCUCUGGGUCCGGCCCCCUACGAUCCUGCAGCUGGGUUUGUGGUUUUCUAUGAUCUGGUUCUGGGGGUUGAUGUCUCUCAGAGGGCGCUGCGCCUGGUUGCAGCUCUCUACUCAGAAGGUCAGGAGGUGGGAUCACCGACUCCACUGCCCCCUGUGGAGUGCCUGUCAGGAGUAUCCCUGCCUUACACCCACAGCCUCACCCCUAGAAACUAUGCCCUCCUGUCAGUCAAACAGCCUGUACCCAGCAUCCAGCCGUCACCCUCCCUCUCUUUAGUGGUGGAGGUGCAGACAGCGAGAGACCUGGAUGUUCACAGCCAGGAGGUCUUCAAACUGACGUCCUCUGGAUGGACACGAAUCCAACUCUUUGACCAAUUCAACCAGCUCCAUAGUGGCCACUGGAGGGUGCCAGUGCGCAGUCUGCCUAUUAGACCCUCAUUAAGCCUUACCCAGCUCAACUCAGUACCCCAGGUGGGCAGCAUGGAGCUGUGUGUGCGUUUGAUCAACGGACGAGAUGGAGAAGUACAGACUCUGGCAAAGCCUGACCCGACCAGCACCAGUCACUAUAAAUAUCCAACUGUGGCGUCUUCACAUCCUGUGACUGUCCACGGAAAUGCAGCUUUGCCAGUUUCAGUUGAUCCACAUCCCACGCAACUGUCCUCCCUUUUGCCCUUCACUGAUCACCAAGACCCUCCACCCACAGAGGCAGCCAGGCAGAGCUGAAAAUCUACAACCAGGAUGCAACAUCUUAAACGUUGGGCUCUUUUAAAACUGAUUGUGUGGAAGUGUAAAUGAGGACUCUCUUCUAAAGACAAUAAAAAGGCAUUACUUUCCUUUUGUUACAGUUGAAA